CUAGACUACACGGAUUUCCUUUCCGUUUUGUUUUUCAUGUCUACCAUACAGCUCAUCGACUUUGUAACACACAAUCUCUUCCCCAUUCAAACAGAAGCAACCAUUACCUACUCGUGUGUCGUGUGUAAGAAACAAACCUCGAACUGUGCCAUUGACCAUUCGUAUCACCGCCCGGUCGAUUACAGUUUUGCAGCUGAUUCGAAAAGCAAAACGCGCUUACAGUGCAUAUCUCUCCGAGAUUUCAUAAACACCAAAUUUUCACUAGGAAGGCUACGACGGCUGAGUUGAGAGUGUGGUUCGAAGGGCAUGAACAAAGGCAUGUUUUCAACCGCUCAACGCGCAAUACGACUUACAACGGCGACGAAAACAUGUUGGGCAACACAAUGUGCGCCAACGGCGUCGGGUCAGGUUCAGCGUGUAUUGGUGGUACAACAAAAUCAUCAUCAUCAGUAUCACAGCUGUAAUACGGAGAUGACAAACAAAAAACCCGACGACCGAGGAACCGCCAGGCGUGAUUAUGCCACCACAGUCGCUUCUGGUAAUCGGUGGAAGCAGCACGCAGGAAUUCUAGGAACUACAAUCUAUCGAAGAGACAUUUGCCAGACUAAAAGAAGCAUGAGUGCGUCAGCAGCUUUACCCAAACUCGUGGCGGUGGAAGAAGCCCGCCGCUUUAUGGUGGAUUGUUUUGUCAAGUCCAAUACGCCACUCGCUCAUGCGCAACAGAUGGCCGAUCUGCUGGUGGAAGCCGAUUAUCGAGGACACUUCAGCCAUGGCAUGAAUCGGCUGGAGAUGUACAUCAACGAUCUGCACAAAAAUUGCUGUAAUGGUGCUGCUGUACCAAAGAUUCUAUGUGAAACCGGUGCGACAGCGUGGGUCGACGGGAAUAAUGGACUCGGUGCUGUGGUCGGUAAUUUUUGCAUGGACCUAGCCAUCAAGAAAGCUGGUGAUUGCGGUAUCGGAUGGGUUUGCGCGAAAAGAUCCAAUCAUUACGGUAUCGCUGGUUGGUAUGCGCUGCGCGCUAUGAAAGCAAAUUACAUAGGUAUAUCCAUGACUAACACUUCACCCCUUGCAAGUCCUACCAGAAGCAAAGAAGCUGCGCUGGGCACCAAUCCUAUCGCCGUGGGAGCUCCGGCUAAAAAUGGGGAUGGAUUUGUGUUGGACAUGGCCACUACCGCUGUGGCUGUUGGAAAGAUUGAAAUCCAACGGCGCAAAGGUGAACCAAUUCCUGUCGGUUGGGCGCAAGAUCCGACGGGCCACCCAACAACGGAUGCGAAUGUAGCUUUCGACACGGCUUGCCUAAUGCCAUUGGGUGGCACUGAACUCACUUCCGGCUACAAAGGAUACGGGCUUUCUGCGAUGGUGGAAAUGUUCUGUGGAAUUAUGGCGGGAUCAAAUUAUGCCACUAACAUUCGCAAGUGGACUCACGCAGGAUCUGACUCGGAAGCCAAUCUGGGUCAAUGCUUUGUGGCUGUAAAUCCCACCUGUUUUGCGCCAGGUUUCGAAGCCAGAUUAUCGGAUCUGAACGGUAUUUUGAGGAACAUGCCACGGACGGACGAAAGUAAACCGGUACUGGUAGCCGGUGAUCCGGAACGAAACCACAUGAAAAAGGUGGACAAGGACGGUGGACUGGCAUACCACGAAAACCAAAUCAAGACCUGCAAUCAGUUGUCGGAGCGUUUAGGAGUUCCUCCAAUCACUUUCCUUUGAAUAGCACACACUGCAUUUACGCAAAAACGUUUUUGUGUACUGUCCAUCUUGGUGAGCGUAGUUAUUUGAUAUAACCUUCACCCCGAGUUUUUAUAUCAUCAAAAUAAUGAUAAGAAUUUUGAAUAUCAAACGUAUGAACUUGCAAUUGCAAUGGAAAAAAACAUGACUUACCUGAUUUAAUGAUGUUGAUAAUAAAAGUGAGCGUAUCGAACUAUA
This is a messenger RNA of Toxorhynchites rutilus septentrionalis, 1923 nucleotides long. RefSeq lists its product as uncharacterized. Gene Ontology annotation, molecular function: oxidoreductase activity. Lineage: Eukaryota; Metazoa; Arthropoda; Insecta; Diptera; Culicidae. The coding region runs from base 307 to 1707 and encodes 466 amino acids. The transcript is spliced from 7 exons. The record is from RefSeq and is a predicted model, not a curated record.